AUAAAUAGCCAAUGAAAUCGAAAAGGAAAUUCCGUUGAAUUUUACGAUGCCUUCAUGUCGGCCAUUAUAUUCCAAAACAUAGGCCGUAAAUAAAAAAAAAUGACCAGCCAUCGAAUUGGAGUAAAUCUUAGGGUCUCGGGUAAUUGCGACCAGGGCGCUAGAAAGUAUAUGGAAGAUAAUCAUGUUAUCAAAUUCUUAAAGAAGGACACAGACGAUUAUGAAUUCGCAUACUUUGGUAUAUUUGAUGGACAUGGCGGACCUGAAGCAUCAGCUUUUUGUCGAGAUCACCUUCUUAAUGAAAUAACAAAAUAUGAUGGAUUCUGGACUGACGACGACGAGCAAGUGCUAUCUGCCAUUAGAAAAGGAUUUUUGGACACCCAUCAAGCUAUGUGGAAUGUUCUUGAUACUUGGCCCAAGACAGUGACUGGACUGCCAAGUACUGCAGGCACUACAGCAACAAUCGCUAUUAUUAAACAAGGAAAGCUUUAUACUGGACAUGUUGGGGAUUCAGCACUUGUAUUAGGAGAAAAUGAUCCUUAUGGUGGAAAUCCUGUUCAGGCUAUUUGUAUAACAAAGGAGCACAAGCCUGAUGAUCCAGAUGAGCGUUUACGAAUCGAAGAUGCUGGUGGUGAAGUAAUCAACAAAAGUGGUGUACCUCGUGUUGUUUGGAGUCGUCCGAAGACCAAUCAUAAAGGGCCUGUCAGGAGAAGCACUCAGAUAGAUCAGAUUCCUUUUUUGGCUGUAGCAAGAUCACUAGGUGAUCUAUGGAGUUAUGAUUUCUUGACGGAGACUUAUGUAGUCUCUCCGGAACCUGAUGUAUCUGUUCUGAAAAUGGAUCCUACUAAACACCGCUGCCUUAUCUUAGCUUCUGAUGGUUUGUGGAACAUGUUGACUCCUGAGGAAUCUGUCAACAUGGUCAUGGACUUAGAGGCACAAUUUGAGGACAAAAUCAUCCAUGAUCCAAAUGUAGCUGUCAGUUUCUGGAGUAACCCUGCAGAAAGAUUGGUGUCUAGGGCUCUUAAUAAAUGGAGGUCUAAAGCUUUGAAAGCUGACAACACAUCCUGUGUGGUAGUCCUAAUAGACCCACUUGGUCCUUCCAAAUUAACUCUCUUGAAACGCAAGAGACAAGAGUUGCUGUCAGGAGGGGAGAUAACCAACUGUCAAUUAAUCAAAGUACCAGCAGACAUGGAAGCCAAUCUCAAGACGAGAAACAAAAAUGCCAACUGCAGUUUAAGUGAUAGCCAUGUUCGAGUCACGGAUGAUUCUAUCAUACAACCUGCUUCGCGCAACGAUCACCAUUUUCUACGCCAUUCAAUGCCCUUUGGCGUGCGGUCGAGUUCCAGAGAUGACAGUUGCAAUGAAAGUAUUAACGACAGUGUACAGUAUAUCCCCAAGCCUACAGUGUUGUGUCAUCCGCGGCAUGCAAAGCCCUUUGAAAUUAAUGACAAUAAGAAAAUGGAUCUUAAUUCAGGGGGUGACCUUGACAUAGAGAAGCCUAUUCCCCAGCCUCCUCCCUGCACGCCUUGUUCAGACGUGAAAGAACUAGAUGAGAGUGGGGAUGAGAACUCUCUUCAGAGCUCGACAGAUGUUACUGAUAAGGCAUUUUCAUUGGCAUCUGAUGAAAGCAUUGAGUCUCCAAGUUCAUCAUUUGAUGAAGCUAACCGUCCACCUACGCCACAGAGUGCACCAGCUAAAUUGUCUUCAGCCAGGAAUAGAAGAUCGCACAUUUCUAAAAGUACGCAAAGGAAGCUGGCUAAAAGUGGCAGGCUUUUGCAAUAUCCACCCAAGUCACUGGCUCAUUCAAGAUCUAAAGUUUUAACAUCUGACUCGCCGAUGAAAAUAAGUUUAGCCAAAGCUGAAAAUCAUAGUAAAAGCACUAGAUCAUCUGUUAAACAAGCUUCAGGCUCUGUGGGUAAAAAUGAAAUCACCAGAACUGCAGAGCGAGCUUAUGUUAUAUCAGCCAAAAACAAUACCACAGCAACUUGUGUUGAUACUCCCCCUAGGAGGGUGUUAAAUACUUCCAAAAGCAUGAACGAUGUGACCACACCUAGAAAUCAAAAGGAAGUGUCUCGGGCUAUUUCUUGCACUGGUUUAACCCCAGAUAUGAACAUGCUUUUAACCAAUAAAAACCAAACCACUUUAAACAACACUCGUGAUGCUUGCACUGGUAGUGAUGAUCUAACUGGUCAACUCUUUUCCUCUUUGAUGGUAGUGAAUGUUCGAGGUCCUUCCAGAAACAAUGCCAGCCUAAUCAUAGAUGGCCUGGAAGGACCCAGUGAACCCUUGAAACAGCUGAACAAAACAGGGCCCUUGAAAAAGAGUGGCUCGAAGAGAUGGGGAAAUUUCCUGAGGGCGUCCAAACUGAGCAUCGAUCACAUGUUUAAUUUAAAUAACAAAAAAGAUCAUGGUCCUUGCAAGUUAACCAGUACGUCAACAGGUAAACUAGAGCGGAGUAUAUCCAAGGUUGUUACUAGCAAAACUAGCUCAAUGUCCACGUCCAAACUAUCAGAGUAUGCUCACCUCCCAGAUAUCACUGUUAGUCAUUUAGCUGACUUGACUGUUGAUGCUUCCACCCUCACUGCUGCAGACUAUACCACCUUGUCUGCCCUCUCUGAAGAUGACAGUGUUUUGUCUGUCACGGACUUGACUACUGCUCAUCAAAGUAUGCUGGAGGAUGGCGUGCAGGGAAAGGUUCUUAAACACAGAAAAGGAUUCCUUCAGAAAACAAGAGUUACACUUCGUCGUGCUCGCAAGGCAGCAAAGAAAGCGUUCUUCCCAGAGAAUCACAGGCUCUUCAACCAUAAGUCAUCAGGGUCCAAGCGGAAAAGUGAUGAGUUCCUACCAACACCAGACAUGAAACGAAGGCGACAGUUGGAGGCGGAAAAAGUGUAAAGUGCUAUAUUCUGUUGUGUUUAUGUGUGUAGGUCACAUUUUAAAAUAAUGAUGAGAUUAUUUUUAAAGGCAUUUUUUUUUUUAUUAGAAACAUUUUUUAUGAAAAAGCACUUAGCAUGGUAACCUAGUGACCUUUGAAGGUCAACAUAUGUGCAAUAUAAACAGAGCAGUAGUUUUCAUUGUAAUUUGAUCUUUUUUUUUUUUCUUUCUAAAACUAUUGAGUGUCUUUCACCUUUAUGGAAUAGAGUUGUCAAAAAUCCAUGUGGCUAGUAUAUUAAUGCAAUUGAUCUGUUUUUAGCUUUUUUUUUUAAAUUUUAAAUCUUGAUCACAAGAUGUGAGAUUAGACAUAAAGGUCAACUUUCUUACAGGAUCACUGAUCUUGUUUUAGUUUUGCCAUUUUUAUAUAAAAAAUAAUUCUUAAAAAAAAGAACAUUUGUAUAUUUAUACUUGUCUACUGUAUGUCUGUAGCUUCUGUGGCUUGUUCAAUGGUCAGCGCCAAAGUGAACAGCCAGUUCACUAAUAGGAAUGCUACAAAGUGCACAAUAUAAAACUGCAAUAACUGCUUUACAACUGAAUGCCUUUUGUAGAUUCAUUGUAUGUUAGAUAUUUAAUGCAAGAUAUAGUGUGUAUAUAGAAAUAUGUUAAUUUUGCACUAGAAACAUGUAAACUUUGAAUUUAAUACAAAUACCAUACAACUAUUAUUGAUUUAUGAUGAUACACUAUGCAAUGUUAUAAUUCGGUCAGAAUUUUUUUUAUACCUGGUAAUCUAUAAACUUGUUCUUUUGCCUCACUGCAAUCGAUUUCAUCUGCAUAAAAGUGUGUGUCUGUUUUAAUUUAUCAAAUAUUGAUUGCUGUAUAUAAAUGGAGCGUUUGAUUUCAGUAAUGGAUGUAAAAAAAAAGUGUACCUCCUUGUCUACAUAGAUGCUUUGUCUGUUGAAUUUCUCCUGGCAGCUAUGUGAAAAGAUAGAUAGUCUAUGCUACUCAUUUAAAUCGACCAUCUUUGGGAUCUGGAUAUGUUCUACAUCUAUAUAGAUUGCUCACUUGUUUAGUGUGGAAUUGUUUGAUUUUCACUGCGUGUAUUUUUUGUUCCUGAUUAUCAUUACAGAACCACAUUUCUGUUGAGUAGAUUAGGUCUCCCAAUUGUUUGACAUUUCACGAGCAGUUUUAAAUUUUCUACAUUUUCAAAUUUUCUACAUUUUCUUGCAAUAAAAUUCUCUGAUUUGAACAAGUCUUUUUUUUUUUUCAAAGACAAGCAAUAUAUGAAGUAUGGUAUAGUCCCAAUAUCUAAAACUCUGUUACUAUGUUUUUAUGUGUAAUAGUAUAAACAAUGUUUUCUAGCAGUUUUACACACUAUUAAAGAUCCCAUUGACCAUUCAAA
Biomphalaria glabrata is the source of this 4270-nucleotide messenger RNA. RefSeq lists its product as uncharacterized. Gene Ontology annotation, molecular function: mitogen-activated protein kinase binding; protein serine/threonine phosphatase activity; cation binding. Lineage: Eukaryota; Metazoa; Mollusca; Gastropoda; Planorbidae. The record is from RefSeq and is a predicted model, not a curated record. Gene Ontology annotation, biological process: protein dephosphorylation. Gene Ontology annotation, cellular component: cytosol; nucleus. The transcript has 5 exons. The coding region runs from base 100 to 2892 and encodes 930 amino acids.